AUGGAUGAAGCGAUCGAAGCAUAUCGCGCAUUUCUCGCUGUUGCACCUAAAGACCACCGAAAAGUACCUGAUUCAUAUUAUGCAAUGGCUAUGUGCUAUCUUAUGAGCGUAAACGACCAAAGUUUAGAAAAUGCUACAAAAAUGUAUCGAAUGGGCGAAGAAGCAGAAAAACUGCAAUUACCAUGCUUUUUACCUUAUGAUCCAAGCAUUAAAACUCCCAUUAAACUUCAGAUUGAUUUCAUAUGUUCGAUCGAAAUAAAACUAUCUACUCUUGGUAUUGAUAAUAAAGCACGACUAAAAGAUUCAGCUCGAAUUGAAGUUAUAGUAGAACAACGUCAAUGGCAAAAUCAGUUGUUAAAAGCGAAAAACAAACCAGGUCUUAUUUCAAUACCUUUUACUUAUCAAGCCCGAGUUUCUCAACGAAUAGCUAAAUCCUUAGCUGGAUUAAAAUCAAUUACAUUUCGAGAUAUGGAUCCAGUAAAAGAUCAUGUCUAUGAACAAUAUGUAUUGUCUGUGACAAUUAUCGGAGAAGCAUAUUCAUGGGCACCAUCAAUUCAAUUAAUGAUAGAAGAUGAACGUCUCGAUUACAAAAAAUUAUGUAUCUAUGGUUUUCCUAAAGAUCAAGGAGAAUAUUUAAUAAAAAAAGUAUUUCGAAUUGGAAGUAAAAUGAAUAUUAUCAAUCCAUAUCUACGAAUAGGUGCAAGUGACGGGAAACCAGUAAUUCGUAUUGAUGAAUUCUCAUCAAUUAUGAUGCAAAGUGAAUCAGAAUAUGUAGUUAAUAUGUGCCGAUGCUGUGGAGCAGCAAGUGCACCAUAUAUUUGCAGUAAUUGUAAACAAGCACGUUAUUGCACAAACGAAUGCCAAACUAUGGAUUGGCAGUUAUAUAAACAUAAACUAAUAUGUAUAAAAGAAUGA
This is a messenger RNA of Adineta steineri, 915 nucleotides long. NCBI's taxonomy places the organism in Eukaryota, Metazoa, Rotifera, Eurotatoria, Adinetida, Adinetidae. The record is from the annotation of a GenBank genome assembly.